AUGGAAACCUUUCUUGAUGGGUUACCUCAAUUGCAUCAAUUAACAUUAUUUAAUGACUACGGUACACCUAUUGCUACACCAUUGAGAUCCUUGGACAUCAAACUUCCAGAAUGCUUCAGAUUAACUAGUUUAUUAGAAAAUAUUAAUUGCUCAGCGAUAGAAUCCUUGAAGAUUAGUGACCCAGUAAAUAGGGAUGGGCGCUGA
Saccharomycopsis crataegensis is the source of this 204-nucleotide messenger RNA. RefSeq lists its product as uncharacterized. NCBI's taxonomy places the organism in Eukaryota, Fungi, Ascomycota, Saccharomycetes, Ascoideales, Saccharomycopsidaceae. The transcript has a single exon. The record is from RefSeq and is a predicted model, not a curated record. The coding region runs from base 1 to 204 and encodes 67 amino acids.